UUUACCGCGAGAACACUAGAAUAUUGUGCUUCGUGUCGCGAUAGUCGUAAUUUACGAUUUCCGUGAAAUUUGCAAAUAACAUUAGAUUCAUACAAGUGUUAGAACGUGCAUUUAGUCGUCACAUCGUAAAAUUAUUGCAUUUUUACCAUUCUAAAAACGGAAUAUAGAAUAAUAAUUAAAUUAUUGAACUCUUUCUGCGUGAGACUAAAGCAAGGAUGAGUAACGACAACAAUGAGCUCGUGCAGACUGUAACAGGUCCUGUACAGCUUGAUAGUCUCGGCAUAACACUAACGCAUGAACAUCUAUCCUGCGACUUCCAGAAGCUCUACGAAGAACGAAUUCAUGAGAUUGAUCCAAUCGAGGAAAACAUGAAUUUUAGCACUAUUUCCUUAUUAAAGCGAAAUCCAUAUAGCAAAUUCAUUAAUUUACGUUUCAAUGACCCUGAUAUAAUAGAAACUAUGUUCUAUGAAUUAUCCUUAUUCAAAAAUGCAGGCGGUAAAACCAUCGUGGAAAAUAGUAGUAACGGUUUGCGUCGCGAUUUAAAAAAAUUGCAAGUUUAUAGUAUGCAAUGCGAAAUUAAUAUAAUUGCAGGAACAGGAUAUUAUACUGCUAGCGUGCAGAAUGACUUAAACCUCAAUUUUACGCACGAAGAAAUAUAUAAUAAAUUAUUAAAUGAUCUAACUAACGAGAUAGAAGGAGAAGAAUCCUUUAAAAAUGGCGAUUCUAACAAUAAUCCAAAAAUAAAAGCAGGAUUUAUCGGAGAAGUAGGCAGCAAUUGGCCAAUCCAUGAGUUUGAAAAACGUUCUAUUCGUGCCACUGGCGAAAUACAAGCGCAACUGCAUUGUCCUGUGAAUUUGAAUCCCGGCGUUGAGGAAGAAGCACUUAGGGAAGUAAUUAGGCUCUAUCAAGAGGCCGGUGGUGAUUCUAAAAAAGCGGCCAUAUCCAAUAUUGAUCGCACGUUGUGGUACGAGGACAAAUUUAUGGAAUUCAUGGACGACACUAAACACACUUACGUACAAUUUGAUCUGUUUGGUACUCAGCAUUCUUUCAUUCAAAUGAGAAAUAAAUAUUACAAGAUAUUAUCAGACGCACAACGUAUGAAACGUCUGGCAAAACUAAAGGAUGAGGGAAACUUACAUCGAAUUCUCAUAAGUCAUGAUAUUCACACUAAGGAUAGAUUGGUCACUUAUGGCGGUCUCGGAUACGCUCAUAUUUUGAAAAACUUUGUGCCACAUAUGUUAAAAAGGAAUUUUACAAUUAACGAUACAACGAUAUUAACCACUGAAAAUCCUAAGAGAUGGCUAAGCUGGGAACAAUAAUUUGAACACAAGAAAAUUUACAUAUUAUUUUUCUUAUGUAAAGCACGAUGUAUAAAACAAUAUAAUAAAUAUUUCAAGCAUUA
Messenger RNA from Linepithema humile (Argentine ant), 1402 nucleotides. RefSeq names its product phosphotriesterase-related protein-like. Gene Ontology annotation, biological process: catabolic process. Gene Ontology annotation, molecular function: zinc ion binding; hydrolase activity, acting on ester bonds. The record is from RefSeq and is a predicted model, not a curated record. NCBI's taxonomy places the organism in Eukaryota, Metazoa, Arthropoda, Insecta, Hymenoptera, Formicidae.